Molecule: messenger RNA, 1143 nt
Organism: Microstroma glucosiphilum
Lineage: Eukaryota; Fungi; Basidiomycota; Exobasidiomycetes; Microstromatales; Microstromataceae
Product: FSH1-domain-containing protein
Exons: 4
Coding region: 64-891 (275 amino acids)
Cellular component (GO): cytoplasm; nucleus
Source: RefSeq, a predicted model, not a curated record
CGUCUGUCCUACCACUUCUUCUUACUCCUCGCUCUUCUCUUUCUCCACAUUCAGUCAUACAGCAUGGCGCAACAGAAGCUCAGAAUCCUCGCUUUGCACGGCUACACUUCCAACUCCUUUGUGCUGCACCGCCGCUUUGGUGCCAUUCGCAAAGCCUGCCGAAAUGUAGCCGACUUUGUCUUUGUCAAUGGACCUCUCCUCGUGCAGCCAAUCACCUCGACACAAUCCCUGGAUGCGCCCGAUGGGCAGGAUGAAGUGACCGAGGAUACUCCAAUUGAGCAGCAGCCGAGGGCUUGGUGGAGAGCGACGGACGAGGGGGCGUACAAGGACAUUGGACAGAGCUGGAGCUUGCUAAGUGACGAGAUUGCCAAGAUGGGAGGUAUAGAUGGAGUAGUCGGCUUCUCACAAGGAGCCUGCCUAGCAGCCAUCAUCGCAGCAGCCUUUGAGAACCCCUCCCUCCUCCCCGACCUAAAGAUUCCCGAAGGUCAUCCUCCACUCAAAUUCUGCAUCGCAAUCUCUGGCUUCCGGAGCAGGGAUCCGAACCAUCAAGCACUCUUCGAGGGCAAAGAUGGCAAGGGCAUCAGUACACCGGUUCUGAGCAUCCUUGGGAGGAGCGACCAGAUUGUGACUGAGGACCGUUCACAAACUCUUCUCGAUUGCUGUCAAAAAUCUAGGGUGGAGUGGCACCCGGGUGGACAUGUAGUGCCCAGCCAAGCUCCGUGGAGGAACUUCAUGCGCGAUUUCCUAGCUACCUUUACGACGGAGCAGCAACCGAAUGAGGAUUGGAGGACCGUCGAGUCACCAGAGACAAGAGGCUCGCAUGGGGAGGAUGACGAGGCUGGCAGUGGAGCUUCGACGCCGGCGCGUGGUGGGAAGAGGCCGGGUCUCUAGUCAUCUCCAUCUGUACUGGAGACUAUUUCUAGAUGCCCCAAACACAAUAGAUUAUCACCUCUCAUCGCCGCCGCCUAAGUUCCUCAGCUCCGCCAUCGGCAAGGUAAGGAACAGACAGAUCGAGAUGGAUGAACAAUGUUAGAUUACAAGUACAGAUUGGGGAGAAAGUCGACAGUAGUCGAGGGAUGUCGCAACAUCGCUGGGAGAAGUUCAUCUUGCCUCAAAGUGAAGCUGAGCGGAGGUGAGGUCGUA